UUGUUGUUGUUGCAAAUUCAUUUUAACAAAUGUCGAAUAAAAAUGAAAACAAAAAUAUGAAUGCAGAACAAGAAAAUACGUUGGAAAUAAUUGAUAUUCAAUCAUUAGUGAAUAUAGAAUCACCGUAUUUGAAACCAUUUCGUUUACAAUAUCGUGAUCAUGAUGGACGGAUAAAAGUUUGGGAUUGUGUACGGACACAUGAUAGUGUUGCCAUUCUUAUCUACAAUAAAAGUCGCAAUGUAUUGGUAUUUGUAAGACAAUUUCGACCACCGGUAUUUCUUGCAACAUUGUUUAAUAAAUUCAAUUGUUCAAUAUCGGAUUUAAAAGAAUUGCAACGAAAAUCCAAAGAAAUGAAACAUGAUUGUGGCUAUACAAUAGAAUUAUGUGCUGGUAUUAUUGAUAAAGAUGGUCUAAGUCCCAGGGAAAUUGCACAUGAAGAAGUACUGGAAGAAACAGGAUAUAAUCCACCAAUUGAUGCUUUAGAAUUGAUUACAUCAUGUCGAACAGGUGUCGGUUCAUCUGGAUCAUUACAACAUCUAUUCUAUUGUCAAGUUGAUGAUUCAAUGCGUGUCAAUUCUGGCGGUGGUAUCGAUGAUGAAUCAAUUGAAGUUAUCGAAUUAUCAAUCGAAGCAGCUAAAACGGAAAUGUUUGCAAAUGAUGAACAAACUGGAUUAGGUCGUACUGGUGGUUUUCGUUUUGCUGUCUGUUGGUUUAAUUUUAUUAAAUAUCCACAAAUUAACAAAUGAAAUUUUAAUUGAAAUUUUGUUAUUUAUAAAUAAUAUUACAAUUAGGAUUUAUAUCAUUAAACAUUAAAAUAACUAGAUCGAUGAAUGGAAA
Dermatophagoides farinae (American house dust mite) is the source of this 837-nucleotide messenger RNA. Its product is annotated as uridine diphosphate glucose pyrophosphatase NUDT14. The record is from RefSeq and is a predicted model, not a curated record. Gene Ontology annotation, biological process: nucleoside phosphate metabolic process; ribose phosphate metabolic process. Gene Ontology annotation, molecular function: metal ion binding; UDP-sugar diphosphatase activity. NCBI's taxonomy places the organism in Eukaryota, Metazoa, Arthropoda, Arachnida, Sarcoptiformes, Pyroglyphidae.